Messenger RNA from Sphaeramia orbicularis (orbiculate cardinalfish), 2316 nucleotides. It is a transcript of the gene dcn, whose product is annotated as decorin. The record is from RefSeq and is a predicted model, not a curated record. Bases 1 to 1083 code for a protein of 360 amino acids. Gene Ontology annotation, molecular function: protein binding. The transcript is spliced from 7 exons. NCBI's taxonomy places the organism in Eukaryota, Metazoa, Chordata, Actinopteri, Kurtiformes, Apogonidae.
AUGAGGUCGGCCUGUCUCUCUCUGCUCCUGGUCACUGCCUGCUGGGCUUUGCCCUUCCGCCAGUCUGGCUUCUUAGACUUCAUGAUGGAGGAUGAGGUAGGAUCGGGUGAUCCGACCACAGAUAUAAGCAUCCCUCCCAUGGCCGAGGGCCCCAAGUGCCCCUUCCGAUGCCAGUGCCACCUGCGUGUCAUCCAGUGCUCUGACCUUGGUCUGAAGGCAGUUCCUGGAGACAUCCCAGAUGACACAACCCUGCUGGAUCUGCAGAACAACAAGAUCACUGAGAUUAAGGAGAAUGACUUCAAGAACCUGAAAGGAUUACAUGCUCUGAUCCUGGUAAACAACAAAAUCACUGUCAUCCAUGCCAAGGCUCUCAACCCUCUGACCAAACUGCAGCGUCUCUACCUGUCUAAGAACAUGCUAAAGGACGUACCUGCUAACAUGCCCAAGAGCCUGCAAGAGUUGAGGAUCCAUGAGAACGAGAUCACUAAGAUCAAAAAGUCCUCCUUCCAGGGCAUGUCCCAUAUCAUCGUCAUGGAGCUUGGAUCCAAUCCCUUGAAGAGUGCAGGAGUUGAGGCCGGUGCUUUUGGGGACCUGAAAAGAGUCUCUUACAUCCGCAUCGCAGACACUAACAUUUCAGAGAUCCCCAAAGGUCUGCCCAGCUCCCUCUCUGAGCUCCACCUGGAUGGAAACAAGAUCACCAAAGUGACAGCUGAGAGCCUCAAGGGCCUGAAGAACCUGGCUAAGCUGGGUCUCAGCUACAAUGAGAUCAGCUCUGUGGAAAAUGGUUCACUGGCAAACGCCCCCCACCUGCGAGAGCUGCACCUCGACAACAACGCUCUUACUAGUGUUCCUCCUGGUCUGCCUGACCAUAAGUACAUCCAGGUGGUCUACCUCCAUUCCAACAAGAUUGCUGCUGUGGGAACAGAGGACUUCUGUCCUCCUGGCUUCAACACCAAGAAGGCCAUGUACUCUGGCAUCAGCCUGUUCAGCAACCCUGUGCCUUACUGGGAAGUCCAGCCAAUCACCUUCCGCUGCGUCUUCGACCGCUCCGCCAUUCAACUCGGCAACUACCGGAAGAAGUAGAGCGUGCCGCCCCUCUGCGAGGAAGUGUGUGUUUGUAAAUGAGUGUGUGAAAGUUUUGUAAGUGUGUGUGUUUGACCACAGCCCCGCAACACUGACCCCUCCCAGCACUGUCUUCCCACUGAAGAUGAUGUCAUAAUUCCACACACGCAAAACUUUAGUGGACAUGGACCUCAAACACAACAUAUCAUUUUCAAGAACAACUUUAUUUAGCUUCAAGGGUGGUGCAACAGCACAGCAGUACCUACAGCUUAUAGCUAACACCAGCAUACUAUAGUGAUACUCACAUGCACAGCAGAUCAUCAUCGUAAUAAACCAGUUCAUAUUAGUUCAACAACAAUGAACAUUACAGUACAGUUUCACAUUUAUAAUGUAAUAUUGUGCAGAAUAUGUGCUAAACAGAAGAAAACCCCGACCAAAAAUACCUGAAAUCUCACUCAGUGGAAAAUGUUAAUAAAUCUCAAUUUGAUAAACUGUUUCAGCCUUUAGCCAUUGUAUGAAUUGAAAGACGGCUGGCCUGUAGAGCAGGCAGCAGGGGGUUAACUUGUGUUUUACAAUACCUUUAACAACUGGUAUGCUAGAAUGUACUAGGUAUUACCUGUGUAAUAGGAUUAGCAUUCAGGGUGUAACAUUUCCUUGUUGCACUCCUUGAAUUGUAUUGUACUCAAUUCAAGUAGAGAUAAAAGCAACCGUGACUUCUAUCACAUUGUGAUUUCUUGUGCUUACUUCAGUUCUGGUUUUGUUUUUUUACACUUUGUUUUCAGUCCAUUCCAACCCUGUCCCUCUUGUAGUAUACAUUGUUCCAUGAAACAAGAUUAAAAAUAGCUUCUAUAAACGUAGAAUAAACCAUAUAUGUUUUGAAGCGAAGCCAUUCCCAAAGAUUUAUAUGCAUGCUCUUAUUCUUCUCCUAUCAACUUGAACCUGGUGCUUUCUGGAAUCUCUUGUUAAUGCCUGUAUGUAUUUCUCUUGUUUGUUUCCCUUUUUCAAGAGUUAAGAAAAAUUUGAGGGUGAAUGUGGACUGGCAUGCCCACAGCACCCCUGCUCGUGUGAAUGUUGUAUGUAUAGACGCUGUAUAUAAAUGCUGUAUAAAAAAAGAGAUCUCUCAUUGCUUAAAGGCACAAGCACUUACCAUAGCUCAGACGUAAUAUAUCGGCAACAAAGGUGUUCCUCUUUUUUCCGGAGCAGGGGCUCCAGCUUCGGUGUCCUGAACAAAAUAAAAAUACUAAUGGAAAAAGU